ACUCCUCUCCACAGCCCACUCCAGACCAGCCCCAGACACCACCAUGACGUGCUCCUGCUGCGGCUCCACCUGUGGGGACUGCUGCCAGCCUUGCUGCUGCCGCGACCCCUGCUGCUGCCGCCCCGUGUGCUGCCAGACCACCGUGUGCCGCCCCGUGACCUGUGUGCCCCGCUGCACGCGCCCCAUCUGCGAGCCCUGCCGCCGCCCCAUCUGCUGCGACCCCUGUGGCCUGCAGGAGGGCUGCUGCCGCCCCAUCUACUGCUGCCCCACAUCCUGCACUGCCGUGGUCUGCCGCCCCUGUUGCUGGGCCACCACCUGCUGCCAGCCUGUCACCGUGCAGUCCCCCUGCUGCCGCCCCCCCUGCUGCCAGCCUGCCCCAUGCCGCACCACCUGCACCAGCUGCUGCCAGCCAAGCUGCUGCCAACCAAGCUGCUGCCAGCCGAGCUGCUGCCAGACCAGCUGCUGCCAGCCAAGCUGCUGCCAGACCAGCUGCUGCCAGCCGAGCUGCUGCCAGCCGAGCUGCUGCCAGCCAAGCUGCUGUGGAACCAGCUGUGGCACUGGUGGUGGCAUUGGCUGUGGCCAGGAAGGUGGCUGUGGAGCUGUGAGCUGCCGUGUCAGGUGGUGCCGUCCAGACUGCCGCGUGGAGGACACCUGCCUGCCCCCUUGCUGCGUGGUGAGCUGCACACCCCCAACCUGCUGCCAGCUGCACCAUGCCCAGGCCUCCUGCUGCCGCCCAUCCUACUGUGGACAGUCCUGCUGCCGCCCACUCUGCUGCUGCUACUGCUGCCCACCCACGGGCUGUGAGUCCACCUGUUGCCAGCCCACCUGUUAAAAGUUAGGUUGAUGACUUUCAA
Galeopterus variegatus (Sunda flying lemur) is the source of this 854-nucleotide messenger RNA. RefSeq names its product keratin-associated protein 9-3-like. The transcript has 2 exons. Bases 44 to 832 code for a protein of 262 amino acids. The record is from RefSeq and is a predicted model, not a curated record. Gene Ontology annotation, cellular component: keratin filament. NCBI's taxonomy places the organism in Eukaryota, Metazoa, Chordata, Mammalia, Dermoptera, Cynocephalidae.